AUGAGCUUACCAUUAUCUUCAUAUGCAUAUAAUAAUAAUAUAUAUCCACGACAACAACCGCCGCCAUCACCAACAUAUCUACCACCACAGCGACAACUAAAUCCACCAUAUUCAAAUUCACCAUCUUCAAAUACACCAUAUCCAGAUUCAUAUUCAAAUUCACCAUAUCCAAAAUAUCCAACACAUUCAACACUACCACGACAACCACCAUAUCCAACUUCACCAGCAUAUUCAAAUUCAUCAUAUUCAAAUACACCAUAUUCAAAUUCACCAUAUUCAAAUUCAUCAUAUUCAAAUUCACCAUAUCCAAAAUAUCCACCAUCACGACAACCACCAUAUCCAACUUCAACAGCAUAUUCAAAUUCGCCAUAUUCAAAUUCAUCAUAUUCAAAUACACCAUAUUCAAAUUCAUCAUAUUUAAAUCCAUCAUAUUCAAAUUCAUCAUAUUCAAAUCCAUCAUAUUCAACAUACGAACAAUUCCCAUAUUCACCGCCAUCACCAACGUAUUCAACAUACGAACAAUUCCCAUAUUCACCGCCAUCACCAACGUAUUCAACAUACGAACAAUUCCCAUAUUCACCGCCAUCACCAACGUAUUCAACAUACGACAACCAUAUCCAACCGUAUACACCAUAUCCACCGCCAUCACCAACGUAUUCAUCAUAUUCACCGCCAUCACCAACUUAUCUACAUCCACCGCUAUCACAAUAUUCACCGCCAUCACCAACGUAUCCACCAUACGACAACCAUAUCCCAUAUCCACCGCCAUCACCAACGUACGACGACCAUAUCCCAACGUAUUCAUAUCGAUAUAAUAAUAAUACUGUCACAGACGAUAAGACUUAUAAUAUGACAAAAUUAAUUCAAAUUUCGAUCAAUUGUCAGCAUGAGAACAAUAUUUGUCAAGAGUGUGUUGCGAGACAUAUCGAACACGAGUUGCAAGCUAAAGGAAACAUUGAAAUUAGAUGUCUAAAUGAGAAUUGCAGAAGUGUGAUGACUGAAGAUUAUGUCAAAAAAUUGUCCAGUAAAACGGUCUUUGAAAGAUAUCAGAAAUUGGAACUUAUGUCUGCACUUUCACAAAUCGACGAUUUUUACUGGUGCUUAAAUUCCAAUUGUGGUUCUGGUCAAAUUCAUUAUGGAGGACACUCAGCACCAAUAAUGACGUGUCAAUCCUGCUCGAAAAAAACAUGUGUUAUCCAUUCACUUCCAAUCCCAGAUGGCUCAAUAAACUGUCCACAAUGCACAAACGCUAACGCUAAUAUAACCGAAACAUUUGAUAAUGAGCAAAACAUUCCGCAAGAACUUAGACCCCCACAACGCUUCAUUCCACAAUCUUCGAAUAAAACGAUAAAACAAACAUUAGAAAAUUUGCAAAAGAGACGAAAAGAUCUGCAGAAAGAAAACAAUAGACGAAUGGAAGAAAAAUCAAACACAUAUAUUGAUUCUAUGACAAAAAAAUGUCCUAAAUGUAAUGCUAAUAUUGAAAAGAAUGAGGGAUGUGAUCAUAUGACGUGUCGCUGUGGAUAUGAAUUUUGUUGGCUUUGUCUCGCUGAUUAUAAUGCUAUUCGUAAAGAUGGGAAUAAAUAUCAUAUGCCAACUUGCCAACAUUAUGCUUGA
Molecule: messenger RNA, 1617 nt
Organism: Ambispora gerdemannii
Lineage: Eukaryota; Fungi; Glomeromycota; Glomeromycetes; Archaeosporales; Ambisporaceae
Source: the annotation of a GenBank genome assembly